This is a messenger RNA of Stylophora pistillata, 1669 nucleotides long. Its product is annotated as translocon-associated protein subunit alpha. Gene Ontology annotation, cellular component: endoplasmic reticulum membrane; endoplasmic reticulum. NCBI's taxonomy places the organism in Eukaryota, Metazoa, Cnidaria, Anthozoa, Scleractinia, Pocilloporidae. The record is from RefSeq and is a predicted model, not a curated record.
ACUAAUGUGUCCUCUUUGUUCUGGCAGCCAUCUUUGUCUGAUUGUGAAAACACAGUCAAAGAAUCCGUUUCCAUCUUGCCAGAAGGAACGGUGUUUGCAACAAUCCAUUAUGUUUUCCUUACUACAGAAACUUCUCUUUCUUUUUCUUUUAAUUUUACCGGCAUCGCUGCUUCUGAUCGGAAAUGAUGUGUGUGUUAUGGCUCGGGAAGACGAAGUUGAAAACGAACAAGAGGUCGCACAACCAACAGAAGCAGAUGCUACAGAGGCCACAGUUGAUGAGGAAUAUGUCGAAGAAGUAGUUGAAGAUGUAGAUGAUGGAAAGGUGGAUGCUGAAGAUGAGGAAGAAGAUAGAGAAGACAGCCCAGCUCCUGCAGACUCUAAAACUGAUGCAGAGUCUACUGAUGAAGAAGAGGAAAAACAAGAAACUCUCAAGCCAUCUCCUGAUGCUGAUACAGUGAUUCUCUUCACCAAACCUGGAAACCAAGUAUUUCCAGCUGGGGAAGUAAUUAAGUGUCUCAUUGGCCUUGGUAACAAUGGCAAGAAUGAUUUUAUUGUGGAACAUGCAGAAGCUUCUCUAAGGUAUCCUCAAGAUUACACCUAUUAUAUUCAAAAUUUCACUGGUUUCCAAUAUAAUACUGUUGUACAGCCAGGAAAUCAGGCAUCCUUUGAAUAUGCAUUUAAACCUCAUGAAUCAUUUGGUGGGCGUCCAUUUGGUUUAACUGUUAACUUGGUCUACAAGGACUCGGAGGGUAAACCAUUCAUGGAUGCUGUCUUCAAUGAAACAAUCAAUGUAACAGAAAGCAAUGAAGGAAUUGAUGGUGAAACCUUCUUCCUGUAUGUGUUCUUGGCAGCAAUAGCUCUGUUGUUAGUUUUGGCUGGUCAUUAUGCACUCACAUCAGUCAAGGGAAAGAAACCAGCCUCCAAGCCUUUAAUGGAAACGGGUACACAAAAUAGUAAUGAUAUUGACUAUGACUGGCUCCCGAAAGAAACAACCACAGAGUUUGUUGGCAAAAGCUCUCCUCGCCGUUCACCAAGAAACAGACGUCAGAAGCGCAACACAGGCUCUGAUGAAUAGUUGUUAAGUUAUUAGAUAUAUCAAUUGAGAACUAACUGUAGCUGGCCCAUGGACCUUGGUGUGCUAUACACUGUCUGUCAGUUUUAAACAAAAUUUUUCUCUGAAGAAACAGGAGGUAGUGCAUCACUACCUUACUUUUUUCCCCCAAUUUGACACUCAUUGUAGACACUUGUUCUGCUGACUCAUUAUGAUCUGUAGUUAAAGCUUUCAGUAGAUCCUUUAUGUUAUGAACAUGUCAGUUCUUUUCUGCUUGUUCAAUCAAAAUCCAAUUUAUCUUGAAAUACAAAUGCACAGCUUAUAUUUUUAGUCAUGCCUCAAGUUAUGUGGUCUUUGAUUGGAUAAUUGGUUGAGAAACCUGGAAACUAGCUGAAUUGGCAGUUUGUUAUCAAAACUUAUCUGAAAGCUUCUCUAACCACCAGCAUUAUAAUUCAAUGAAUUUUUCUGAGUUCUAGAGAAGUAAUUAAAAUCCACUGACUUUCACUCAAAAUGGCUGCAGAACGCAAAACCAUGUUCUUCAUGUAAAAUUCCUGACUUCAUAGAUGAAGUUUUUACACUAAAGAAUAUUGAAUAAAUAAAAUCUAAAUAAGCCAAAAA